CUUGUCGGAUUGAAUCCUGGGUGUCUUUUGUGCUGCUGCGCGCUGCGGAAUUCGGCACCUACCGUCUGUCCGUCCAGCAGCAGCAGCAGCAGCAGCAGCAGCAGGAAGAGAAGGAGCAACCGUCGCAAGAGCAACAGUCGCGAGAGCAGCAGGAUGAGCAGCAGGAGCAAGAGCAGCGCCAAGACGAACAACAACAGCAGCAGCAGCAGCAACAGCAACGGCGAGAGCAGCAGCAGCAGCUGCAGAAUGAAGCAGAUGCAGCGGCUGAUUUGGCUGCUCUGGUCACCGAGGCGGACGGGCUGACCCGCAGCUGGCGCUUUGUUGCUGCAGCACUUGUUCGCGUGGCCGAGGCCAUCGGGUGUCUGUAUACAGUGCAGCAGCGCCUGCGGACGCGCAUUGCGCAGAUUUUGCUGCAGUCCCUCAACGUCACUGUCGUUUUGCUGCAGCAGCAGCAGCAGCAGCAGCAGCAAAGGAAAAGUUUGGUCUCCAGCCCCGAUGGGAGCAGCAGCAAGAACCCAAGCGCUACGGCUGCUGCUGCUGCAGCAGCAGCAGCUGCUGCUGCUGCUUGGCAGCAACCCGUCUUCUUUGAAGACUACAGCGGCAUACUGGAGGCGACGCACGAGGCGAAAGUGCUUCAGGUGGAUUUGCUGCUGGCGAAGGAGACGUGGGAGCGGCAGCAGCUGCAGCAGCAGCUCGUUGAACCCCUCACUGAAGUGCUGCAGUUUGCUGCUCCUGCUGCUGCAGCAGUACCGGACACAGCAGCGCCAGAAGCAGCAGCAGCAGCAGCAACAGCAGCUGCAGCAACAGUCACAACGGAGGCAGCUGCAGCGGCGGGCUCGGUACCCACUACAACAACUUCGCUCUCACCAGCAGCAGCAACAACAGCAGCUGCAACAGCAGCAGCAGCACCAAAGUAUCCAGCAGCAGCAGCAACAGGAGCGACAUACUCAGAAGCAGCAGCAUAUUCAGCAGCAGCAGCAGCAGCGGGCCCGGCAGCCAG
This is a messenger RNA of Eimeria tenella, 1000 nucleotides long. RefSeq lists its product as uncharacterized. The transcript has 3 exons. The record is from RefSeq and is a predicted model, not a curated record. NCBI's taxonomy places the organism in Eukaryota, Apicomplexa, Conoidasida, Eucoccidiorida, Eimeriidae. The annotation marks the transcript as partial.